This is a messenger RNA of Euleptes europaea (tarantolino), 838 nucleotides long. It is a transcript of the gene SNAI2, whose product is annotated as snail family transcriptional repressor 2. The transcript is spliced from 4 exons. Gene Ontology annotation, molecular function: DNA-binding transcription factor activity, RNA polymerase II-specific; RNA polymerase II cis-regulatory region sequence-specific DNA binding. Bases 2 to 808 code for a protein of 268 amino acids. Gene Ontology annotation, biological process: regulation of DNA-templated transcription. The record is from RefSeq and is a predicted model, not a curated record. NCBI's taxonomy places the organism in Eukaryota, Metazoa, Chordata, Lepidosauria, Squamata, Sphaerodactylidae.
AAUGCCACGCUCCUUUUUGGUCAAGAAGCAUUUCAACUCUUCCAAAAAGCCCAAUUACAGUGAGCUGGAUACUCACGCAGUGAUAAUUUCCCCAUACCUUUAUGAGAGCUACCCAAUGCCUGUAAUUCCACAACCAGAAGUCCUGAGUUCAGUCGCUUACAACCCCAUCACUGUAUGGACUACAACUGGGCUGCUGCCUUCCCCCUUACCCAGCGACCUCUCACCUCUCUCUGGAUACCCUUCGUCGUUGGGAAGAGUCAGCCCACCUCCUCACUCUGACACUUCAUCCAAGGAUCACAGUGGCUCCGAGAGUCCCAUUAGUGACGAAGAAGAGAGGAUCCAGUCCAAGCUCUCGGAUCCCCAUGCCAUCGAGGCUGAAAAAUUCCAGUGUGGUUUAUGCAACAAGACCUAUUCGACCUUCUCUGGACUGGCCAAGCAUAAGCAGUUGCACUGUGAUGCCCAGUCUAGGAAGUCUUUCAGCUGUAAGUACUGUGACAAGGAAUAUGUGAGCCUGGGAGCUCUUAAGAUGCACAUCAGGACCCACACGCUACCUUGUGUUUGCAAGAUCUGUGGCAAGGCCUUCUCCAGACCCUGGUUACUUCAAGGACACAUCAGAACUCACACUGGAGAGAAGCCCUUUUCAUGCCCUCAUUGCAACAGAGCAUUUGCAGACCGCUCUAACUUGAGAGCCCAUCUGCAGACCCAUUCAGAUGUGAAGAAAUACCAGUGCAAAAAUUGUUCCAAAACUUUCUCCCGCAUGUCUCUUCUGCACAAGCACGAGGAAUCUGGCUGCUGUGUAGCACACUGAGUGUACCUGGCUCCAUGCAGUCCAUUGCUC